GAGGAUCCAGAUGGUGCUGACACAGAAUUUACUGAUGCAAGUCAGCAUUACUAUUGUACACACCAUUCAACGCUAAAUGGACGACCAUGCACAGCUGACGGAGCAUUUCUGCUGCCUGACACCCCCCCAACUCCCACACCACCAGAGGCUCCUGAUGACUGGAGCCCAUAUCGUAACAGAAUCAAAUUUGAGAUGGCCGAAUUCGUGUUCAAA
Messenger RNA from Suillus subalutaceus, 213 nucleotides. RefSeq lists its product as uncharacterized. The transcript is spliced from 2 exons. The record is from RefSeq and is a predicted model, not a curated record. The annotation marks the transcript as partial. NCBI's taxonomy places the organism in Eukaryota, Fungi, Basidiomycota, Agaricomycetes, Boletales, Suillaceae.